GAGCUACUUGAUUCCGUUACCACAACAAACACCACCACCACCACCACAACAACAACAACACAAAACACAAACACUAAUACGCAAGCCGAAAUCCUUCUACGGAGUAGACUAAGCGUCAACUUCCGCGAACUCGGCACCGAAAUCGUCGACCGCAUCCUCAUGGACGCGCUGAUGGGAUUCGGCGCGCUCCUUGUCGGCACGGGCACCAUCAUGGCGAUCUUCGGAGCGAACCACCACGUCUACGUCGCGAGUAACUUGCUGAGCGGGUACAUAGGCAAUGGAUUAGCAGCAGUAUUCGGGCUCGUCAAUGCGAUCUGGUCGGGAUAUUUGGUAGGCAGGUUUCAGGUUUGCUGGGGUGUUUGCCUUAAUAUCACCGAUACAAACACCACAACAAGGGAGGUAAACAACCAUGUGACGGAAGUCACCACCAUCACCACCACAGAUACAGACCUGGAAGCAGAAGUGAAAAUGUACAAAGACCCCCUGAAGCUCCGCUUCCGCAGCUUGCAAUUCCAUGCGCUCGUUAAUGGGAUUAACGGGCUUGUGGCGGGCGCAGCGAGCAUGGUUACAGCAACGAUGUGGUACGGGUAUGUGGUGUUGGUGCCGUGCAUUGUGAGUUUGAUCGCGUGUAACUGGUUUUGGAGGGUCAGGGUCGGGUAUGAUCGGCCUUUGUUGUCUUCGAGUACUUCUGCUUCGUUGUUGUCAACUGCGGGUGCAGGGAGGCGAGGUGCUGGUGGUGGUGGUACAGCUACCCCUACUACCAAUGGAAAUGGGGGAAGUGGAGGGAAUGAAAAAACCGACCUCCUCCUCGACCUCAGCAGCGCGACACAUCUCCAUCGCUUGCUUGCAUCAUCCACCAAAGACAGUGGGAUACAGUUACCCCGACACAUCCUCAACCGCCAGAACCCAUCGUCCGUCAUGUCUUUCCUUACCCGGAAUGGCAUGUUCGAGGGGUUCUGCGUCUGGAUUGAUCAUGAUAAAACCCUAGAAAGGGGCGUGGAGGAUUUACUUGAUCUUGACUCAUUAAUAACCUCCCCUGAGGGGAAUAACAAUAACGAAAAGCCUAACGAGGAGACUAUCAAUGAAGAAGAGGAGAAGGGCAAGGAACUCUCCCUCACAGCCGACGAUUUCUUGACUCUCGCGCGCCACGACAGCGACAUCCUCCUGCGGAAGAUGAACGAGUAUCUGGAUGGGAAUGUUGUCCGGGCUGUGGCGUAUCGCGAGAGGUUUUUGUUGGAGGUGUUGGGGGUGGUUGUCUAUUUGGAAUCUAUCCCUAAGGAUAAUGAGGAGGUGGAGAGGAAGAGGAGGUGGUGGUUUGGGUGUUUAUAAAGUUGUGGAUUUUAUACUAAGUAGUACCUGGUGUAUUAUGUGGUAUGUGCUGGACACAGAUGAUGGUGGGUGGUGUGUGUGUGCAUGCUUGCGUGCAUUAGCUUGAUUAUUUUUUUUCGCUCUGGAUAUGCUGUAUAUGCUGGCAUAGAUUACUAGAUUAAUAUUGAUGUGGAUGGGAUGGGAUGGAUUGGGUAAUGUACUAAUAAUGUAUCAUGUG
Messenger RNA from Aspergillus welwitschiae, 1546 nucleotides. RefSeq lists its product as uncharacterized. The transcript has a single exon. The record is from RefSeq and is a predicted model, not a curated record. Bases 160 to 1329 code for a protein of 389 amino acids. Lineage: Eukaryota; Fungi; Ascomycota; Eurotiomycetes; Eurotiales; Aspergillaceae.